AACCCUCAGGUCGUGCUGAUAAGGAGGUAAUGGCUGCCACCGUCCUGACAUCGCUAUCCACCUCCCCACUGGUCCUCACCCAGACAUCCUCAGCUGCAGUUCCGGAGUCGGCUAGCAGGGGGUGGAAGGAGGCGCUGUCGACCAGCUACAGCAGCUCCACCAGUGGCAACUGGAGCUGGGACACCAGCGACCAAUCAGUGCCCUCCACGCCAUCCCCACCCCUCUCCAACGAUGCCAGCAAGAGCUUCCUGCUCCCCUCCCAGGGUGAUGACGUCAUCGAGGACGUCACAGAGAGCACUCAUUUUCCGUUUGUGGACCCCAUACCCCGGAAGCGAAAGAACUCCAUGAAAGUGAUGUUCAAGUGCUUGUGGAAGAACUGUGAAAAGGUCCUCAGCACCUCUUCAGGGAUCCAGCGACACAUCCGAACCGUCCACCUGGGGCGGAACUGCGACUCGGACUACAGCGACGGAGAGGAGGACUUCUACUACUCGGAGAUCGAGGUCAACAUGGACAGCCUAUCAGAGGGCUUAUCCAGCCUCACGCCCACCUCCCCCACCACCUCCGGCCCUCCCCCCAUUUUCCCACCUGUCUCCAUCACCGCCUGUCUCCCUCGCUCUGAGCCCUCCCACAUCGCCAUGAGGGGGACACAUGGCCACGCCCCCACCCUGCUCAGCCAAUCAGCUCCCUCCGCGCUCUGCCAUAUUCGCACUGACCACGCAUACCAGGCCACUGCUCCUGUGAGUAUUCCUGUGUGUUCGGAGCAGGUUGGUGGGAAUGAUGGGAUUGGGAAUGGGGAUGGGAUCAGUGUGUCCUGGCAGUCAUCUCCUGUCAUUUUUAAAGGCUUACCGGGCCCUUUGACUCACACCCGCACGGUGAGCUUCGGGGAGAAGAGACAGCCUGCCCUUCACACACACACUACCAUCAGCAAGACACCCCCCUCUACAGCCCCCCUGCCCAAAUCAGCACCAGGAACCAGGAAACCCCGCGGAGAGGCAAAAAAGUGCCGGAAGGUGUACGGCAUGGAGAAGAGGGACAUGUGGUGCACAGCCUGCCGUUGGAAAAAAGCCUGUCAGCGAUUCAAUGAUUGAACCCCACUACAUCACUGGGAUGGACUCUUCCUCUGCCAGAGCUUCACUGAGGUGGAGUCUUCCACUGGGGAGAUGUGGGUGUUCUCCCUGAUGAAGCUGCUUAGAGCACGCACUGCUUCCUCCUGACCAGCAGGGGUCUCUCUGCUUGCUUCUCUUAAUCCUCAGACAGACAGCUAAACACACGAAACACAAAAACAAAUGGAUGAAAAAGGAAAAAAAUAUAUAAUAAUUGUGUAAAAGUAUAUGGCUUUGGAAGCAUAGGUAAUCCAAAAAAUGAUUAUUCAAAACGUGAUUCAGAAUGACAGUUUUGUUUUGUACUUUCUAAUUUUGCAUGCCUUCACUGUAGGGCAGUGGUUGAAGAUUUCAGAUAAGCUUUUUGGUAUUGUGUACUUUCAACAUGUUCUUUGCUGGUCCGAGUAUCAUGGAAGCUACUGUGUUUGAGUCUAUAAGAUCCUGAAACCACUCUCUUGUCAGCAUCUUUCAAUGUACCUCUGUUGACGUUUUAGAACUAAAACCAGAUUCACUUUGUGGCGUAUAUUUGAAUGGAUCGUUUCAACGGAGGUGCAUUGAAAGAUGCUGACAAGAGAUUUCAAUGGUCACGUUUCAAAUUUCAGCGGUCACUCUUUUGAAACGGACAGUAUGUCUACCAAAGGAAAACAGACACAGAAUCUCUCUAAAUUCACUCAGAAUUGAGAUGUCGCUUUUAUUAAGACGGAUGUUUGUUAUUCAUAUAACACAUCACAUGCUCUUAUGGGAAUUGAACUCAAAAAUUCCAAUCUCUUUGUUUGGGAAGUAAAUAAUGCAUAGCUUCACACCAUAAGCUUCCUGCAUCUGUUGCUUAUUCCAUCUUCUGGCACCAAAUGUCACACUUUGAUCCUUCAGAUUGUUCAGCGUACAUGCACCGUUUAUAGUUUCUCUUCCUAGACCUCUACACAGAUAUGCAGCUUUCAGAAACAACACAUCUUUCAACAGACCACAUGUAAACUUUGUAACCACACUGUUCACUCUCAUUUCUCACAUUUAACAGUUUAUUUUCAGUGAUUAGUUCCCAAGGCAACUACUGUAGUAGUUGCAAAGUGCAAUCACCAGGGUUUGGACCGUCUGGUCUUGCUUUGAUUAAUCACCUCUAUUGUUGAUUACAGUUAUCAAUAAUAACAUCAAACCCUCCUGUAGUAUUACUUGCUACUCAGUGUUCUAAAAUCCAUUUUCUGUGUACGUUCAUAGAAAUAUAAUGUCAUUCUAGUUCUCUGUGGGUACUAUACCUAGUCCUACUCAAACCUGACUCCCAGUUACUGCUCUUAACUGGUAUCUAAGGGUGUUGAAAUCUAAGUGUUUUUCUCAGAGGGAUUAUUUGUGUCCCAUGAAUUGUACCUGGAUUCCUGAUUCCACAAUUAUAUGGAUAUUUUUACACAGAUAAUUUUUUUAACUUUAGCUACUUACAUUUUUUUUUGCCAGCUCUUUGAAUGUAGUUUCUGCUGCCUCUCUCUCUCUCUCUCUCUCUCUCUCUCUCUCUCUCUCUCUCUCUCUCUCUCUCUCUGCUCCCAACACACUCUCUCUCUCUCUCUCUCUCUCUCUGCCAAUACUGACUACUAGCCAUGCCACAAGUUACAACAGCAGGACACACACAUGCAUGGUGCUACUUGUCCUCUUUCCUUAGGUUACCUUCAACCUAUUCUAUGACAAUCACAAUCUAAAAAAAAAGCCACAAUCUAUGACUUUCCGUUCUUUGGCCAUGUGACAAAUUUGUUGUCAUAGUGACAUCUCCGUUCUCAGCUGAUGGCAGUCACAUAUUCUAAUUGAUGUGACAUUAGUAGAAGGCCAUUCUAAGACAGCUGGGAAUGACUGUCAUUUGUUGUUAUUUGGGGACAACAAACAAACAAUCAAACCCACUGGAUUAAUUUUAGCAUGCCCUGUCAGUCUUUUCCUUGAUAACCAUUACCAACAGAUAUGGUCCUGCUCAUUGGCUGGUAACCCUGUCCGUCAGACAUUAUGUCCAGUAGUGUUUGAGAGAAGCUGGUUCUUACAGUAAGAAGCUCACUGGUCAGACUGGAGAGUAGCCCAGUAUUUAAUGGUCAGAAACUUCACUAAGUGCCAUUGAAAAGAACAUUAUGAGGAAAAAGGAUUUACCUAAAUAAAUUGCACUAACUUGCACUGCACAAAGACUUGCUUUUAUACAUGGAUUUUAUACACACAGAUUUUGAAGUGAAAUGAAAUUUGAGGUUGUUUUAUUUUGGAUCGUCACUGCCUUGGUGUCAAAAUGGGGUUUCAGGGAUGGGGCUUCGACACCUCUUGGGUCCCCCCAUAAGAACUUUUUGAACUGGUAUGUUUAGUUCUGUCUGUGUGUUUGGUGUACUCAGCCCCAUGGUGCCAACAAUAUUGCCUGGAAUCGUUUGGUACUGCAUAGUACAGCGGUACUUUGUGCUUCAGGGUUUCCCCUAGACUUUUCUAUUGUGGUGGUGCACCAAGAAGACCCCUGAAGUCACAUCUCAGAUGGUCUGCCUUAACUUGGUAAUAUAUGGGGAAACACUGGUCCAGAGGUAGCCCUCAAUUAGUCGAUGGUUGCUUGUUAUCUUCUUAAGAACAGAUAAGUCAUGGUGUUUCAACACUAUGGGCUUUCCUUACGUAACAUACUCAUACACCGCUUUCACAAACACUUUGUUUAGUCUUCCUUUGCCUAAAAGGCUCUUGCCUCUUUCACACUUUAUUGAGAUGAGCUAGUGUACAGAGAAUAGGUUUUCUUCCCGGACCUGACUCUUCUCCACCAAUCGAAACAUCAAUCUUGUGUUUGGUCCUACUGGCAGCAGAUUGGCCAUUCAUACGUUUGAGUACUUUUCAGAUCAAUCUACUUUGUCGUUCUCAAUCUCAUUCACACCCCUAUGCCUGCCACAAAACCCGCCUCUGGUAUUUAAUUGCACUAACGUGGUUUUAUGGGUCAUUGGCCAGUGCUAAUGAAGGGGAACAGUCUUUAUCCACUUGCUACUACCUACAUUGACAAACUGGAUGAAUCUAAGGAAGUCUCACCCACAGUAAGUUGACCUGGUAUGGAAUAGGGUAGGGUCAGGUGGGUUUGAGUGAUAACUGCCAUCCCUAUGGAGACCUGAGGUUUUGGAUGGUAGAGAGAGUGCUGAUUGGGUGUGUUUGGGGAACUGGGACUUUGUGAUAGGUGGAGAAAGAGUGGGACAAGCAGUGACGAUUAUUCGAGAUGGAUUUGUAGUUUCAGGGCUUUCCUGUACAUAUGCAACGUAAAGACAACCCUGAAACUUUUUUCAUAUAUUGUUUGUCUGUUAAACAAAAAUGAAACUUUGUAAGGUAGAAUUGCUCAGAUUCUUGGUGUGCGUAUUUGAGAAGCUGUAGUGAAUAUAACAUACACAUAUAUUGCAGUUCAGGGGAAAAGUGGCGAAAAAACGUAGAUGAAUGUAAAACCUACAAAAAGAUGAGCUUGUUUUUUUCUUUCUUGUUGUAAUGCUGGCUAGUUUCUACUGCCGCUAGAACACUGUUAGUGCUCUGACAGAAUGACGGCACAAACAGCACAAACUGUCAUUCUGUUGACAAACUUUACAUCUGCACUGUUCUUCAAGUAAAUGUGUUUUUGUAAAAUAUUCAGUGGAAAUUGUUCAAAGUAGUCCUUGUGCAUAGAGUUGUAUGGUUUGAUUAACUUUGCAAUCAUUGGUUUUGUUUGACAUACAUUUUAAAGUGAAAAAUCUUAGUCUCAGCAUAAUUCUGUUAUCAUGGAAUUGCCCUUAACCUUCUUACAUUGUGCAAUGAGACGCUUUAAUUCUAACAAAAACUAACUUGACCUUUUGGUGACCUUUCUGUGAGCCACCUGGUGUGAUCUAUUAUGAAUGCAUUUAAUGUCAUGUAGGCCUUUAUUUAGGCUGUUAUAAGGAGUCAUGAACUGUUAUGAAUGCUUAUAGCAGGCCAUAUACUGCACUACUUUAAUGCACAUAUUGAAUGUGUUUAUAAAGGUGUUGUGCAUUUGGUAAAGUGGUCAGAACCCACUGGAAAAACACUGCUUGAAUCAACGUUGUUUCCACGUCAUUUCAACAAAAACAUUCAAUGUGAUGACUUUUGAAUCAACGUGGGAAACUGAUUGGAUUUGUAAAAUGUAAGGGAAUUUCAUCACUUUUUCACCCACCUUUUAAACUAGAUCCAAUAACAUGGUGAAAUGUUUUGUUGAUUUCACGUUGAAUUCACGUUAGUUGACAACUCAACCAAAUGUAAAUCAAAACUAGACGUUGAAAGGACACCUGUACCCAGUGUAUAGGAACCGUGAGCUGUUGUGAAUGCUUAUGGCAAGUCUUAUAAUACACUAUGGAGUGAUCGACUGUGCUAUGAAUGCAGUCAUAAUCUAUUGUACACAGGCGUUUCAGAAAAUGUGCUACCUACUUUUUCUGUCUCCCUGCCAAAUAAGUAUUUAUCAGAAUACAUGUUGUCAUUGUCUUUUGUGGGAGACAAAUCACCUAGGCGGCUCGGGGAUUCAAACUCGCAACCUUUUGGUUAUUGGCCCAACACUCUUAACCGCUAAGCUACCUGCCACCAAAUUGUACCUGUACCUUUCCCUCUCACAACUUCAGUGACUGACUCUCUUCCUCCAUAUAUCUCCCAAUCUAUUUUUCUCUAUUUUUGAUUUUUUUUUCCUGUCUCUCUCUUUUAAACUAUCAGAAUUGAUUGUAGUCCCCCCUAAAGUCAAUACCCAGUAUAUUAAGCUAACCGAGCCCUUGAAAUGUGCAGAAAGAAAACCUUUAUUUCCUAAUGUUACAUCAUUCUAUCCUUUGUUUGCUCGUUGAAUGUCCAUGUUGAUGAGUCCAGCCCAGCAGCUCAGCAGCAGCAAAGCCAAUGGAUCUCCAUUCAAAUCAAAUGUAACACAUCGUCAUCACCAUGGUAGUUCCACUCAACUCUGUGCUUUUUCUUCUAUCGUGCUCUUAAACAACACACCAAUUUGAUCUGUUUGUCUUUCUGUCACUGCUUCACCUCUAUCUGUUUUUUUUUCUUUUUGUAACUGUCUGACUGUUUUUUUCUUGCUGUGCUGUGUCAGAGCAUUAUGGUUGGUGGGAGGGAAACAUACUUUCUUUUGGUUGCUUUAUUAUCUUGUUCAUAUUGAUUGAUUGAUUGAUGUUCUCUCAUUAUGUCUGGUGCAGAAGUGUGUUAUUGCUCAUGUCUGUCUGACAUGUGCUCGAGUGGAUGGGUGACUUGAUGUCAUGAUGAUGAUGUGAUGUAAAUGUGAUAGAGAGAAAAUAAAUGCGAAUGGAUUGGAACAUGUA
This is a messenger RNA of Salvelinus namaycush (lake trout), 6349 nucleotides long. RefSeq names its product zinc finger protein 704-like. Gene Ontology annotation, biological process: regulation of transcription by RNA polymerase II. Lineage: Eukaryota; Metazoa; Chordata; Actinopteri; Salmoniformes; Salmonidae. Gene Ontology annotation, molecular function: RNA polymerase II cis-regulatory region sequence-specific DNA binding; DNA-binding transcription factor activity. The coding region runs from base 30 to 1088 and encodes 352 amino acids. The transcript is spliced from 7 exons. The record is from RefSeq and is a predicted model, not a curated record. Gene Ontology annotation, cellular component: nucleus.